Molecule: messenger RNA, 2231 nt
Organism: Pseudopodoces humilis (Tibetan ground-tit)
Lineage: Eukaryota; Metazoa; Chordata; Aves; Passeriformes; Paridae
Gene: TRMT44
Product: tRNA methyltransferase 44 homolog
Biological process (GO): tRNA methylation
Molecular function (GO): tRNA (uridine) methyltransferase activity; metal ion binding
Source: RefSeq, a predicted model, not a curated record
AUGGGGCCGGUGGGGACGGCGGCCGUGCGGGAUCCCGGCGGCACCGCGCUGCCCCGCGGCUUCUGGGCGGCCGUACGCGUGUGGCUGGAGAAGCCGCAGGUGGCCAACAGGCGGCUGAGCGGCGCCGCUGUCCAGGCGGAGGGCACGGUGCCGCUCGGCGGGGAGAUAAAUACAUCCUUCGCCGCCGCGGGGGCAGUCGGGGGCGGCGGCGGGCAGGAGGGGCGAGCGGCGGGGGCCGCGGAGCUGGGCCGGCUCUGGAGGGAGGUGCGGGGCCAGCUGCCUCUGCCGCCGCCCCUCACGGCCUGGGGCGGGCCCGGCGAGCUCCGUGCCGUGCUGAGGACGCUGCUGCCCCGGGGCCGGCCCGCCGCGGCCCCGGCCCGGGAGCUGGCGGUGCAAGAUUUUUGCAAUGCAACUGUGACCUUUCUGCCCUUGGAGGAAAACAGUGAAGGAAAAUACCUGGUUAAAAAGUGCAAUAUUUAUCAAAUUCAACUUAAACACAUAAAAGAUGAGGAGUGGUCUAUAUCUGUUGUAGCUCCAUUUCCAGAAGAUUGGUUUUCAGAUGGAAUUGUGUACCCAAAACUAGCAUGGCUUGGAAAUGAACUUUUGUCCAAACUGGCUAAAUGGUCUGUGGAACAAAAGCCCAGUGAGUUUAAAAGUACACUCUCACUUGUUUCGGUAGCAAAAUACAGCAAGGUUUAUCAGGACCUCAAAGAAAAGUACAAAAAGAUGGUAAAGGUGUGGCCUGAAGUGACAGAUCCUGAGAAGUUUGUUUAUGAAGAUGUUGCCAUUGCCACUUACUUGCUGAUUCUUUGGGAAGAAGAGAGAAAAGAAAAAGGGUUAACCAAGAAACAGUCAUUUGUAGAUCUUGGAUGUGGAAAUGGUUUGCUGGUUCAUAUUCUAAACAAUGAAGGGCAUUCAGGCAGAGGAAUUGAUGUGAGGAGAAGAAAAAUAUGGGACAUGUAUGGACCAGAGACGCAUUUAGAGGAAGCUACGAUCAUUCCAGGUGACAGUCAUCUCUUUCCAGAUACUGACUGGCUCAUAGGAAACCAUUCAGAUGAGUUAACACCGUGGAUACCUGUAAUUGCAGCUAGGUCUUCCUAUUCAUGUUGCUACUUUGUGCUGCCAUGCUGCUUCUUUGAUUUCCAUGGAAAAUACAGCCGAAGACAAAGUAAGAAAACUCAGUACAGAGAAUAUCUUGAUUUUGUUGCUCAAGUGGGAUUUGUAUGUGGCUUUCAUGUGGAAGAAGAUUGCCUUAGAAUUCCGUCAACAAAAAGGGUCAGCUUUGUUGGGAAAAGCAGGACCUAUCCAGCUGGAGAACAUGCUCUGGUUGACCAGCAGAUCACACAGUUUAUUAACAGUCGUCGGACCUGUGCUGUGGCCACAUGUGACAGAAGGGUUGGAUUUAACCAUAAGGAUCACUGUGGUGGUCAGUGCAAAGCAGGCUCAGAAUCUCCUGAAGAUGAGACUGAGACAGCGGGUACAGUUUGGAUGCCUGGAUUUCAACCGAGAGAAAAAGUAGAACAAAUCAGAAAUUGUGCUUCCCUCCCUCGGGAUUUUGUAGAUGAAGUGGUUCUCAACGUGGCGAACUUGCUGUUAAAUGCAGCCCCCCAAAAAUCAUGUUCUGAUAAGCAGGGUGGAAAUAUGAAUACCUGGAAUCAAGGAGAAAGCCUUUCCUUGAGAGAAGUGGCAGAACAUUUGAAUAAAGAGACUUUAAAAAAGCUGAAAAGUGAAUAUGGAGGCCUGCAAACACUACUCAAGAACAAUCAUCAAGUAUUUGAAGUUCAAAAUGGGAGAGUUCAUAUUCGUGACUGGAGAAAAGAGAAACCACCAAGUAAAACUAAACCUGAAGUGAAACGGCGCCUUUCAGCUGAAGCAUUUAAAACACGCCUCUGUUGGUUUUACAUUCAUCAUCCUGAUGGUUGUUCUUUACCUUCUGAAGCUUGCCCAUAUGCCCAUGGGACUGAGGAGCUAAGGCAGUCUCAGACAAUUAAAAAGAAAAAGCAUAUACAGUAAUAAAAUGUUGCAACUUGUGUUUAGGCUUAUGUACGUUACAGAAUCUAUGAUUGACUUUGGUACUGCCUAGUGCAUGAACAUCUGUACAAUAUGGAGGGAUUUUCUUCAUUUCUGUGCAUGUUAUUUUGCACUUGGUUUACAAGUUCUCUUGUAUUUCUAAUUCUUUAUUUUUUUAUUAACAGGGAAUAAGUACAGUAAAGUACAUAUAUAUUUUUGGA